Messenger RNA from Paraglomus brasilianum, 924 nucleotides. The record is from the annotation of a GenBank genome assembly. Lineage: Eukaryota; Fungi; Glomeromycota; Glomeromycetes; Paraglomerales; Paraglomeraceae.
AUGGAUUUCGUGGAUUCGGAAAGCUCGUAUACACCUGCCGAUUUAGUAAGUUCGCAUAUAAUAACUGCUGCCAACAAAUUUAAGACAUGUUCGGAGCUAGCAAAAAAUCAGGACCUUAUAGAGAGUAUUGCUGAAGAAGUCGAAGAUAAUAGGGCUUUAUUUUGUAAAACCGUCAUGGCUUCUUUAUUUGCGAGUACUAGUAUGUUCAAAGAAAGCUUCAAGAUGGUCGCACGUGGUGAACUUCUUGGACUACUAUGCACAGACAUUGCACCAUACAGGAAUGCGGUGGAAACACUUUUGAAAUUUGUGAGAAAAAACGAAAACAUUGCUAGCGAUCUUGAAACGAGAUUUGGGGGGAUAUAUGAUAGAUUGAAGGUUUAUUCGAAUAGCAUAAGAGAUUGCUUGGAAACCCUCGACGAUAAAAAGGAUGAACUGAAGCGUUUACAGCGAGGUAAAAACGACACGGCUACAAAACAGUUAGUCGGGUUAGGGUUGGGUAUGGUUUCUCUAAUGUCUAGUAUUUUGGGGCCAGAAACAAUGGUUGUGGAGGGUGUAAGUGCAGUUACGGGAGCCAUCGGCGUCAAGACAUUUAUCGAUGCGUCUGCGCUUAUCGAGCAGCUUAGGAAGGAAAUUCGUGAAUUGGAAGCUCAAAUAAACAGCGGCAAGACAAUUGAAUCAUUACACGAGGCUUUGAAAAGUGCAACAAUGGGAGUUGGUCAAGUGAAGGAUUAUUGGCAAAAGCGCGGUUUUGAGAUUGAAGGACUACUAAAAGAGCUUGACAACUAUGAACAGCGAGGGCUGCGCCUCAAUGAACUGGAAGCAUGGCGUUUUAAGACAAAAUGGAUAAACUAUCAAAAGGAGUGUGAAGAAUAUGUAGAACAACUGUGUAAACACAUUGAAGAACACGUCAUAGUAAUGUUUUGA